GUUUGGUGAGUUUUUGGCUUUUGCGAAUUAUUUACAUAAUUAACCAACAUUGAACAAUGUCAGAUUCAGACGAUGAUUGCUAUGGACCAGUACUUCCUCCAUCAAUGCGCAAAACCAGUACAAAGGAAAACACUGAGAAAAAGAAGCAAGAUGAUUCCUCAGAUGAUGAUGCCUAUGGCCCAGCCCUCCCUCCAUCCAUGAGAAAACCUUCUCAGACAACCAGCAAAGAUAAGCCAUCCUCAUCUUCAGAAUCCAAAUCAACCAUCGGUCCGACCAUAGGACCGUCACUGCCGCCCUCCUCGGCCAACCGCUCCAGCUCUGCUGCCGCCGCUGAUGACGCCAGCUCCAGUGACGACGACGCCUACGGUCCGGCGCUGCCUCCCGGCUUCGUGAAGCGUCCGUCGGGACCAGCCGUGCGCGGACCCGCGGCGCCGGGACCGGCUGUCCGCGGUCCGGCGCUUCCUCCGGGAGGACUGCCUGCCCAGGAGGACGGGGAGGAGGAUGAGGAUGAGGACGUGAUCGGUCCUCGGCCACCGGCGGAGAGCGCCGACCUCGGGCGGUAUGCGGCUGCUGAGGUGGAACGGAGGGCCACCAGCAUGAAGGAGAAGCUUGAUGCGAUGGGCCGGCCGGCAGAGCUGGUGCGCGAAGAGUGGAUGCUGGAGCUGCCGCCGGACCGGGCCGGAGAGUUCGGCCUGGGCCCGCGUCAGUUCCGUAAGACGACCCCUCAGGAGCGAGGGGACACCAGCGGAUGGACGGAGACACCCUCUACCAAGGGACAGUCGCGCCCCGCUCCGACCGAAAAGGCUGCGAAGAAGGGCGGAGAGCUUGUCGAACUGGCCACCAGGCGGCGGGACGAGCGGAUGGCGCAGGUCGCUGAGGACCUCGGCGCCAAACGAAACGAGUCCCUGCUGGACAUGCACCAGAAAAACGUCAAAAAAGCUAAGAAGGCGGCGGUGGAGGCCGGUGAAGCCCCCAAGCGGAGACAGGAGUUCGACAGGGACCGGGACCUCGGAACGAACCGCUUCGACGACGCGCAGCGAGCGGCCGCCAUCAAACGCUCGCGCGGUGCGGCCGACAUGUUCAGCUCCGGCGCGCAGAAGUUCCUCUGAUCGCUCCUGGGAGAGGAUGGAGUCAUCUCGGGAAUGUGGUGUAACCGGCAGCGUCACCUCCACCGGCCAGGAAUUGAGGCGUGCGGUCCUAGACGGACUGGCCGUGCGUGUCGGCUUUGUGCCUGAUGUGGUGGCUUGGUGUUUAGUGUGGUGACCUGGCGUGGCGACUUGGUGACUGGUGUGGUGGCCUGGUGCCUGGUGCCGUAACCUGUUGGCCUGAUGCCAUGGUGUCUCCGUACCUUGCUCUUGUCGGCCUGAGUUAGUCCGCCGGCUAACGGUAGGCUGGCGGGCGCCAUCCCCGUCAUGCGGGAAAAGUCAGGACUCGACGAAAAGACCUGACUCAGAAAAGGGGCCGCCUUCUCAUCGUCCCUAGUACAACAUCGACUGCACUAAUGCGCCGUCCGAGCGACGGAGCAGUGUCACUGUCUUGAAGGACUGUGAUUGGACUAGAUCGUGACAUUUGGCGUCUGGCGAUUCAUGUUGCAUUCGCCGUAUUGAGGCGCACACGUCAGUCGCAUGUCACAUCAUCGAUAAUUUUAACGCUUCAACGCUGAGCGUUGUUCAUUCAUCGUACACAUCGGAUGGCGCUUCAUACUAUGUAGUAUGUACUAUGCAUGUAUAUCAUGCGUGCGCACUACGCAUGUGUGCAUAAUUGGUGCGAGUUUGAGUACCGUUUGUGUGACAUUUGCAAAACUGAAUCACUUUGUCUUU
Amphibalanus amphitrite is the source of this 1820-nucleotide messenger RNA. Its product is annotated as GPALPP motifs-containing protein 1-like. Lineage: Eukaryota; Metazoa; Arthropoda; Thecostraca; Balanomorpha; Balanidae. The transcript is spliced from 5 exons. The record is from RefSeq and is a predicted model, not a curated record. Bases 57 to 1109 code for a protein of 350 amino acids.